GUUUUAAACGUGACACCGUUUUAUAUUUGCAGCUACGGUUCUGUUUUCCCAAGUCUUUACUUUGUAUCUCUUCUAGCUUGUCAAUACUUCAGAUUGUCACCAUCUACGAUGCCUCCAACGAUAUUACCACCACGACCUGAUCUUCCGUUCAAACACCAGAAUCCUCAUAUCGCUUCUCUCGACCUCUCUAAAUUGCCUCCUGUUAAAUAUCAGUCGCUGGAUCGCGAUGGCCAUGAGGUUUUGGUGGGGCGCAUGAAGAUUCCUACACCUGGCGGCCAUGCUUUCAUAUUGAGACGUUUUGAUACGGGUGCCAUCAGUCUGACUACUAUGUUCCGGGCCGCCUUCCCCACCGCUUCUGAAGCUGAUGAACGUCGCGAAACUGUCUGGGUAAAGGAUACCUACGAUCUCACUGGGAACAAUGGCUCCGCUAAGGAACCUACCAUAGUGCGUCUUGCAGGAACAUGGGUCAGCGCCGAGGUCGCUCUCCUUCCUGAAUUUGCACACACAUAUGGCUUGGGGGGCGUCAUUCCCCAUGUCGCCAAAGCCACCCCCGACCCCUCUGCAGCCUACCGUCGUUCUUCGACAAAAACGACACCUAAAGCGGUGCCAAGAUCGUCUCCUGCUGCAAGUAGUACACUCCCCACUCCUGCUCCGUCAAUCACACUUCCGACCCCCAAACGCAGGCGGGAAUCUUCUCCUGUACCGGUCGCAGAUCCUGCGCCUUCCACCUUACCUCCUCCACGCCGUUCGGCGCGGACAAAGAGUCCAGCACCAGUACCUGCCUCCCUGCCUGCCAGAUCGCCCGUCAAGCCCAAAUCGCCAGCGCCUCGCUCGCCGGUACGUCGGUCACCGGCACCUAUCUCGCCGGCGAGCAAGUCUCCCAAGCCAAAGUCAUCUGCGCGAGCCGUGCGAAUAAUCGAGGUUACUACUCCGGGGGGGUCUGAUGAGACUGUUGUGGAAGACGAGGCGGAGACAAUUCAAAUUGCGCACCCAAAUAUGUCUCAGGACAUAGCCGAGCAGAAGGAGUUGAUUGAGCGGUUGAAGGCGGAGAGAGAUACACCGUUGAUGGAGACCGACACAUUGAAGCGAGCGAGGGAUGAUGAAGAUGAGAGUACAGAAUUUAGGUUCCAGUUUAAGGAACCAGAAGUGCAAGAAAGGCAAAUUGCAACAAACAAGCGGGUUGGAAGGUUCCAUCUCGAGCCAAGGCAAAAAUCAUUUGCAUGGGGCGUCGCGGCAUUCGCGAUUGGAAUGAGUGCAGUAUCAUUCAUCCCAAAUAUAUUCUGAACGCACAUCUGCUUGUCUUAUCUGUUUUUCUUAUUAUCAGUUCUCGUUUCUGGUGUCAUCCUAACACCUGUACGUCUGCUCCCCUGCGACACAUUUUUUCCCAUCAUGGACCGUCAUAAUGUCCAUUUAUUUACCUUUUCGUAACCAAUUCCGGAUCUUCGGUUGACUUAUGUAGACCGUUUCUAUUGUUAAACGUCGAUUAGGUAGUACUGUAUGCUGGUGAUAUUGGAAUACAUACGCAGAUAACCGAAGGCAAGAAUGGGGUCUGCGCUUUCGUGAAA
Molecule: messenger RNA, 1565 nt
Organism: Suillus plorans
Lineage: Eukaryota; Fungi; Basidiomycota; Agaricomycetes; Boletales; Suillaceae
Exons: 5
Coding region: 109-1284 (391 amino acids)
Biological process (GO): mitotic telomere tethering at nuclear periphery; meiotic attachment of telomere to nuclear envelope
Cellular component (GO): nuclear membrane complex Bqt3-Bqt4
Molecular function (GO): DNA binding
Source: RefSeq, a predicted model, not a curated record